AUGAAUGUGAGCAGAGACAAGGUCGGUGACAUCUCCAUCCCGGCAGCGGCAGCCGCGGCGGUGACAGCCCCCGUGGCCGCGGCCGGCAUCGGCGGGGAGCCCCGCGGCUGCCACGGGGAAGGGAUGGACAGCCGCGGGGAGCAGCGGCUCUCGGCCGGCGGCGAGCUGCCGCUCUACUGCCCUGCCAACCGGGACAGGCAAGGCGACAGCCACAGCAACACCCCCGGACAAGAGGGGGCAGUGGCCGCGCUGCCCAUGGUGCACAGAACCACCUCCUUCUCCGUGCUCGACAUCCUGGACCCUAACAAGUUCACGAGGGCUGCGGUUCCGAGCCCCAUCCCCACCCCUUCUGCCCAGCUUCUUGCCCUGUCCCCUCAGCCUGGCUCAGGGCGGUCGGAGCAGCCCCGCACCCGAGGGGCCCGGACCGGCCGCAUCCCCACGGCGGGCGGAGGGGCCGAGGGGCCGGGCGGGGCGGCCCCGCUGCCCGGGCACCCCUGUCCCAACAGCAGCGGGGACACCGGGUGGGCGAUCCCCCCGGGCGGACGGGACGGGGAGCUCUACAAGGCCGAGGAGUGCGACCUGGACUACAGCAGCCGGCCGAGCCGCAGCCCCGACAGCGAGCUGCCGGACGACGAGGAGCUGUGCAGCGAGGAGAGCGGCAGCACCAGCGGCAGCAGCGGCAGCUCCGGUCCUGCGGCGCCCGGAGAGCCCGACCCGGGCCCGCUCCGAGCCGAGGCGGCCGAGGCGGGGGUCGUCCCGCCCCCGGCGCCCCCUCCGCCGCCCCCGCCGCCGGCGCCCGUCGGGGCGCAGCCCGGCCCGCAGGCCAAGCCCAAGAGGAAGCGGACGGGCUCGGACUCCAAGUCGGGCAAGCCCCGGCGGGCGCGGACAGCCUUCACCUACGAGCAGCUGGUGGCGCUGGAAAACAAGUUCAAAUCCACGCGGUACCUGUCGGUCUGCGAGCGCCUCAACCUGGCGCUGUCCCUCAGCCUCACCGAGACGCAGGUGAAGAUCUGGUUCCAGAACCGCCGCACCAAGUGGAAGAAGCAGAACCCGGGCGCCGACACCAGCGCGCCCACGGGCGGGGGCGGUGGCGGCGGGGCGGGGGCCGGGCUGGGCGGCGGGGCGCUGCCGGGGGGGCUCAGCCCCCUCAGCCACUCGCCGCCCAUGGGCACCCCGCUCUCCAUGCACGGCCCCGGCAGCUACGCCGGGCACCCGGCCGGAGGGCUGGUCUGCGCUGCCCAGCUGCCCUUCCUGCCCAGCCCCGCCGUCCUCUCGCCCUUCGUCCUGGGCUCCCAGACUUACGGCGCUCCGGCUUUCUACACCCCGCACCUAUAA
Molecule: messenger RNA, 1335 nt
Organism: Corvus hawaiiensis (hawaiian crow)
Lineage: Eukaryota; Metazoa; Chordata; Aves; Passeriformes; Corvidae
Gene: NKX1-1
Product: NK1 homeobox 1
Exons: 3
Coding region: 1-1335 (444 amino acids)
Biological process (GO): regulation of transcription by RNA polymerase II; cell differentiation
Cellular component (GO): nucleus
Molecular function (GO): RNA polymerase II cis-regulatory region sequence-specific DNA binding; DNA-binding transcription factor activity, RNA polymerase II-specific
Source: RefSeq, a predicted model, not a curated record